Messenger RNA from Spodoptera frugiperda (fall armyworm), 3994 nucleotides. RefSeq names its product E3 ubiquitin-protein ligase SMURF1 (gene Smurf). Lineage: Eukaryota; Metazoa; Arthropoda; Insecta; Lepidoptera; Noctuidae. Gene Ontology annotation, biological process: negative regulation of BMP signaling pathway; ubiquitin-dependent protein catabolic process. Gene Ontology annotation, molecular function: ubiquitin protein ligase activity; protein binding. The record is from RefSeq and is a predicted model, not a curated record. The transcript is spliced from 12 exons. Bases 118 to 2562 code for a protein of 814 amino acids.
UCAUUCAUUGAUAAUUCAUUCAAUGAAAUAAAAAUGGUGGCUAAAAGUUUAUGUGAAAAUCGUAUGAAAUCGUUUUAAAAUUUAUUUAUCCCGAUGAUUAUUACAUAGUAUUAAAAAAUGUCCACUCCCGUGUCCAACCGCAAAUAUGGAGCCCAAAAAAUACGUUUGACUAUUCUAUGUGCCAGAAAUUUGGUUCGGAGGGACUUAUUUCGGUUACCAGACCCAUUUGCGAAAAUCUCUGUGGAUGGCAGUGGACAGGUGUAUUCUACAAACACCGUGAAAGCAACUCUCGACCCCAAGUGGAAUACUCAUUAUGAUCUGUACCUAACCAAAGGGGAUGGAAUCACAAUUAGUGUAUGGAAUCAGCGCAAAGUUCACAAGAGACAGGGUUCUGGAUUCCUUGGUUGUGUUAGAAUUCAGCCAUCAACUGUGCACAAAUUGAAGGACACGGGAUACCAAUGCCUGGAGUUAUGCGAAGAGGGUACUGGAGAGACAUGCGGUGUCCGGGGCCAAGUAAUCGUGUCGUUGGUAUCUCGGGACGCGGCGCGGGGUGAGCCGGCGGCGGCAGCUGGCGAGGGUUCUCCACUGGCUGUGGUGGGCCCCGCGGGCGAUGUACGCACUCCACGAGACCCUCGUGACCCACCGCCCGCGCAAAACGGGACAAGAAAUCCACUGCCACAACAUUGGGAGGAACGCUUUACUUCCAGUGGCAGACCAUACUACGUGAACCAUGCGUCUCGACGCACUCAAUGGGAGCGGCCAACAAACGAGGGCACAGCGCCCGUGUCUCCCGCCGCUUCGUCACCGCCAUCUUCCCCGACGCCAGCAGCUACACCAUCCAGCCCAGUUUCCCCAGCAUCGCCAUCCUCGCCCAUGUCACCAGUAUCAGACCCAGAUGUCAAUCAUGCUACUUCCAUAUCUUUAAGGCCUGAGCCACAGCCACAGACUGCAGUUAGGUCGCGCAUUCCCACAGCGACAUCGCCACCGGCCGGCACUACCGCCCAACCGACCACACCAACCACUCCAGUAACUCCUAUAGCCGCCACUGAUUUACCUCCUGGUUACGAGAUGCGCACAACAGCUCAGGGUCAGGUAUACUUCUACAACUCCAACACGGGUGCGUCGACGUGGCACGACCCCCGCGUCCCCCAACACUUGCGGCACUGCGCCGCGGCGGCCGGCCCGCUGCCGCCCGGCUGGGAGAUGCGACACGCGCCGUCGGGCAGACCCUACUUCGUAGACCACAACAACAGGACCACUCAGUUCACUGACCCACGACUAGCGCUCUCAGCUAGACUUCCACAACCUGAACUUGCGGCAGUUUCACCUUCAACCCCUGCAGUGGCAGUGCCCACUCAAUCAGUGACAGAACCACUGGAUUCCGACGCACUGCCCAAGUACAAGCGCGACUUGGCUGCCAAGGCGAGAGUUUUGAGAGCUGAACUACAGGCGUUGCAACCUCAAACAGGACAUUGUAGGAUAGAGGUAUCACGAAACGAAAUAUUAGAGGAAUCGUACCGGCUCGUAAUGAAGUUACGAGGCAAGGAGCUGCGAAAACGUUUGCUGGUGAAAUUCCGCGGCGAGGAGGGAUUAGAUUACGGCGGCGUCGCCCGAGAGUGGCUCCACUUACUGGGCAGGGAACUGUUCAACCCACAUUAUGGUCUCUUCCAAUAUGCGAACGCUGGCGACGAUCGAUAUGCGCUACAAAUUAAUGCGGAUUCUGGGGUAAAUCCAGAACAUCUAUCAUAUUUCCACUUUGCUGGACGCAUUCUCGGUGUAGCAUUGUUCCAUGGACAUCAGCUAGACGCGGCAUUCACUGCUCCCUUUUACAAGCAGUUGCUCGGCAGGCCGAUAACCUUACGCGACAUUCGCGACGUGGAUCCAGAACUACAUCGGUCACUUUCCUGGAUGCUAGAAAACAGCAUCGCCGGGGUAAUAGACACAACUUUCUCUGUGGAGUGUUCGUCAUUCGGCGCAGUCCGCAGCGUGGAACUUCGGCCUGGAGGUGCCAACGAAGCCGUGACGGAUGCCAACAAGCGCGACUACGUGCGGCUGUACGUGGCGCACCGCUUCACGCGCGGCGCGGAGCGGCAGUGGCUGGCGCUGCAGCGCGGCCUGGCCGACAUCAUCCCGCCGCAGCUGCUGCGGCCGCUGUCGCCGCGCGACCUGCAGCCGCUGCUGGCCGGCCGCGCCGACCUCGACCCGGCCGACUGGCGCCGACACACGCGGCUCAAGCAUGUCACGCACGACGCGCCUAUAGUCUCCUGGUUCUGGGAGAUUGUCGAAGAAUUCGACGCGGAGAUGCGAGCUAGGUUGUUACAAUUCGUCACGGGAUCCCGCCGCGUCCCGCUGGCCGGGUUCCGAGCCUUGCAAGGAUCGACUGGCGCGGCUGCUCCGCGACUCUUCACUCUGCACCUCGUGGCAGACGCGUCUCCCGACUCACUUCCGAAAGCUCACACUUGUUUCAAUCGUCUCGAUUUACCUCCUUAUCCUAAUAAGGAAAAACUUCACGACAAACUCAAACAAGCGGUGCUCGAAACGGCCGGAUUUGCUGUCGAAUGAUAAAGAUAUUAUUAUUACAUGAGUCUUGCUUUUUAAAUAGUAUACACAAUGAUAUUUAAGAAUUUAAUUCAAAAUGUGUUCAACAAAAAUCUAUAGCCUUUUAGAAUGUUACGUAUUUUGUGGUAUUGUGAUUGUUACUGUGUAAAUAUUGCAAAAGAUUGUGAGUACUAAAAAACUAGUCUGGGUGGUUUCGAAAUAAAGACAGUUAUAAUGAGACUGACGAAUUUCUGGGUGACAUGUCAUGACAAAAUUCUAUUUCCAAGGUAAGAGCUUGAGGGCAUUUUAAUACUUUUUUAAUUUAAAUCAUGCCAUGGAUAGGACUCAAUUAUGCUAAAAUAUUAACAUCGUAGGUUAGACCUUCUUUUUCACCAGUUGCUAAAGCUAUACUUACCAGUAAAUCGAUUUUAUAAAGGAAUGCGAACCUGAGGUGUCGGUUGCGCGCAAGUGGAAUAAUGCACAUUUAAUCGCUUUAUGGCUAGCUAUAAUAACGCUCAAAUAUAUGUUUAUACUUUUCUUUAAUUUAGAUUUUUACUCCUUCAGAAUAUUAUGAUCUAUUUAUUUACACUAACUUCCAGUGAAGCUAACAUUUAUUGGGCUUCCGAUUUUAUUUCAGGUUAUUAGAUGUCAAACAAUAGCAAUGUUACACUGUUAGUUUUCGUAAGUGGAAAUAUAAAUAUAACGGCAUAAUAACAUAAGUUCUAUUUUGCAUGUACAAAAUAGAUGGUAAUGAAUUAGGUAUCUGAAAUAUUUUUGUAGAAUAUAUUUGUAUAUAAUUUUAAUAAAUCAGUACAAAUAAAAAGUAUGCUAAUAUUUUACAUGUGUAUUAGCAUUGUUAUUCCUUUGAGUUUUCGAAAUUAUUUUAAGGCGAAUGCUCAUGCUUUGGUGCCUUAUUAUGUUAUUAUAAACAUAAGUAAUGUCAAAAUGUAACCAGUUGAUUUUAUUAUUUAUGACUGAAUAUUCCGUUUUAGUCGACGUAAACAUUUAACUUCCGAUUUAUAUGAAAUGUGUAUGAUAAUAAUUAUUAUAAGGUUUAAUAACUCGAAAACGUCAAUAUCUAAUUAGUAAUGUAUAAAUAUUUGCUUUGAAAAACAUUUAUGUUUAGUGUUUCGAUCAAAUAUGGUAUACUGAAUGGGAUCCAUGUAUGUUUCUUCUAUUGCAGUUUUUGCUGAAAAUACACAUCAAUUCCAUAAUGUUAAUAUGAAAAUGAAUUUUAUUAAAUUGAGUAUACAGUUGCGAUUCUGGUUAAUUAUACCGUGACUGUUGCAUUAUUAUAUGCCUAGAUUGUAAUAGUUUUUUUAAGAAGGAUCAGUGCCUUUACCUGUUAAAUUAAAUGACUCUAAUUAUAAAGCAGCGACUGUCUAGUGAUAUAAAUCUAUUUAUUAGUGGUAAUGAAUAUUUAAAAUUAUAACUAUUACAUUAUUUUUUCAAAAUA